UUUCCUUCCCCUUCCUGUGAUUUCAGAUCAGCCUUGAGCAGAAUUUGACAGAAGAUGUUACAACGGUUUUACCUCUGGAAAUGCUUAGCUUUGGGAAUCAUCCUGGGAGCGCUGUCUGCAGUCUGCUUCGGCCAGUACGAUGAUGAUUGCAAACUAGCUAGGGGAGGACCGCCAGCCACCAUAGUUGCCAUUGAUGAAGAAAGCCGGAACGGUACGAUUCUGGUGGAUAACAUGCUGAUCAAAGGGACUGCGGGAGGACCAGACCCCACCAUCGAACUUUCCUUAAAGGACAACGUGGAUUACUGGGUGUUGCUGGACCCCGUCAAGCAAAUGCUCUUUCUGAACAGCACGGGCAGAGUUCUGGAUAGAGACCCCCCGAUGAACAUACACUCGAUCGUGGUGCAGGUGCAGUGUGUCAACAAGAAGGUGGGCACCGUCAUCUACCAUGAGGUUCGCAUCGUGGUGAGGGACCGCAACGACAACUCUCCCACGUUCAAGCACGACAGCUACUACGCCACGGUGAAUGAGGUCAGUGCCCUCUGCCCAUCUGACAAUCCUACCUGGAACGUCGAGUUUAUUAGGAAUUUUAACUGCCUGCCAUUCCUGCCGGUGGAAGUCUCACCAAAUAUUUGGCUGCCGCAGGACAUGGGCCAUCAUACUUCCAGCCUCAGUAACAGUUCCUUUGUCCCUGACCGAAUGACCACUCAGCUUUUAGAUCUAAAUCUUGGUCUAAAAUCAAAUAGUAAUGAUAGGCCCCCUUCAUUCCCUCAAACAUUUGAUCAGGAAGAACUGAACCCCAUUGUGGUUACCCCGCCCAUCCAAGCUGUUGACCAGGACCGGAACAUUCAGCCACCAGCAGAUAGACCAGGCAUCCUCUACUCCAUCCUUGUUGGGACUCCGGAGGAUUACCCACGAUUUUUCCAUAUGCAUCCUAGGACGGCAGAACUUAGCCUCCUGGAGCCCGUAAACAGAGAUUUUCACCAGAAAUUUGAUUUGGUUAUUAAGGCUGAACAAGACAAUGGCCACCCUCUGCCAGCCUUUGCCAGUCUACAUAUUGAAAUACUGGAUGAAAACAACCAGAGUCCCUACUUCACUAUGCCCAGUUAUCAAGGCUACAUUCUGGAAUCUGCCCCAGUGGGAGCCACUAUCUCCGACAGUCUGAAUUUGACCACCCCUCUUAGAAUUGUGGCCCUGGACAAGGACAUAGAGGAUACAAAAGACCCAGAGCUUCACCUUUUUCUCAACGAUUACACCUCAGUCUUCACUGUCACACAGACCGGUAUCACUCGCUACCUCACCCUACUUCAACCAGUGGACCGGGAAGAGCAGCAAACUUAUACUUUUUCGAUAACAGCAUUUGAUGGUGUGCAAGAAAGCGAGCCAGUUAUUGUCAAUAUCCGGGUGAUGGAUGCAAAUGAUAACACUCCAACCUUCCCUGAAAUAUCCUAUGAUGUCUAUGUUUAUACAGACAUGAGCCCCGGGGACAGCGUCAUACAGCUCACCGCGGUGGAUGCAGAUGAAGGGUCCAACGGGGAGAUUACCUACGAAAUCCUAGUUGGGGCUCAGGGAGACUUCACCAUCAACCGAACCACGGGGCUCAUCACCAUCGCUCAGGGGGUGGCGCUGACAGUGGGGCGCACCUAUGCGCUCACAGUCCAGGCUGCAGACAACGCGCCUCCUGCAGAGAGAAGGCACUCCAUCUGCACCGUGUACAUUGAAGUGCUUCCUCCAAAUAAUCAGAGCCCUCCCCGCUUCCCACAGUUGAUGUACAGCCUUGAAAUCAGUGAAGCCAUGAGGAUUGGUGCUGUUUUAUUAAAUCUCCAGGCAACUGAUCGAGAGGGAGACCCAAUAACAUAUGCCAUUGAGAAUGGAGAUCCCCAGCGAGUUUUUAAUCUUUCAGAAACUACUGGGAUUCUGACCUUAGGGAAAGCCCUGGACAGGGAGAGCACGGAUCGCUACAUUCUGAUCGUCACUGCUUCCGAUGGCAGGCCGGAUGGGACCUCAACUGCCACGGUAAAUGUGUUAGUGACAGAUGUCAAUGACAACGCCCCAGUGUUUGAUCCCUAUCUGCCUCGAAAUCUGUCCGUGGUCGAAGAAGAAGCCAAUGCGUUUGUGGGUCAAGUAAGGGCAACAGACCCUGAUGCGGGAAUAAAUGGCCAGGUGCACUACAGUCUGGGCAACUUCAAUAAUCUCUUUCGCAUCACAUCUAACGGGAGUAUUUACACAGCAGUGAAGCUUAACCGAGAGGUCAGGGACUACUACGAACUUGUCGUUGUGGCAACCGAUGGGGCGGUUCACCCGCGUCACUCAACUCUGACGCUGGCCAUCAAAGUGUUGGAUAUUGAUGAUAACAGUCCCGUGUUCACUAACUCAACAUAUACUGUCAUCGUAGAAGAGAACCUGCCAGCCGGGACCACCUUCCUUCAGAUAGAGGCCAAAGAUGUUGACCUCGGAGCAAAUGUGUCUUAUCGGAUCAGAAGCCCAGAAGUCAAGCACUUUUUUGCACUACAUCCGUUUACAGGAGAACUGUCCCUCUUAAGGAGUUUGGACUAUGAGUCAUUUCCAGACCAGGAAGCAAGCAUCACUUUUCUCGUGGAGGCCUUCGAUAUUUAUGGAACGAUGCCACCGGGCAUUGCUACUGUCACAGUGAUAGUGAAGGAUAUGAAUGAUUAUCCUCCAGUAUUUAGUAAACGAAUCUACAAAGGGAUGGUGGCUCCGGAUGCUGUCAAGGGCACGCCUAUCACCACGGUUUAUGCUGAAGACGCAGACCCUCCUGGAUUACCUGCAAGUCGUGUGAGGUACAGAGUAGAUGAUGUCCAGUUUCCUUAUCCUGCUAGUAUUUUUGACGUAGAAGAAGAUUCUGGAAGAGUAAUAACUCGAGUCAAUCUUAAUGAAGAACCUACGACAAUUUUUAAGUUGGUGGUCGUCGCUUUUGAUGAUGGUGAGCCUGUGAUGUCCAGCAGUGCCACCGUGAAGAUUCUGGUCUUACAUCCUGGAGAAAUCCCACGCUUCACACAAGAGGAAUAUAGACCCCCUCCAGUGAGCGAACUUGCUGCCAGAGGCACAACAGUUGGUGUCAUUUCUGCAGCGGCCAUCAAUCAGAGUAUCGUGUACUCCAUUGUCUCAGGAAACGAAGAGGGUCUGUUUGGAAUCCACAACAUCACGGGUGUUAUCUAUGUCAAUGCCCCUCUGGAUUAUGAGACAAGAACGAGCUAUGUGCUUCGCGUCCAGGCUGAUUCCCUGGAAGUGGUCCUCGCCAAUCUCCGAGUUCCUUCGAAAAGCAAUACAGCUAAAGUGUAUAUUGAAAUUCAGGAUGAAAAUGAUCAUCCCCCAGUGUUUCAGAAAAAAUUCUACAUUGGAGGUGUGUCUGAAGAUGCAAGAAUGUUUACUUCUGUGCUCAGAGUUAAGGCUACUGACAAAGAUACUGGCAAUUAUAGUGCCAUGGCAUACCGACUCAUCAUUCCACCAAUUAAAGAGGGAAAAGAAGGAUUUGUGGUAGAAACAUACACCGGGCUCAUCAAAACCGCUAUGCUUUUCCACAACAUGAGAAGGUCCUACUUCAAAUUCCAAGUCAUCGCAACUGACAACUAUGGGCAGGGGCUAAGUGGCAAGGCAGAUGUGCUGGUCUCUGUGGUCAACCAGCUGGACAUGCAGGUGAUCGUUUCGAACGUGCCCCCGACUCUGGUGGAGAAAAAGAUAGAAGACCUUACAGAGAUUUUGGAUCGGUAUGUUCAGGAGCAAAUUCCUGGUGCCAAAGUGGUGGUGGAGUCCAUCGGUGCUCGCAGGCAUGGGGAUGCCUUUUCGCUAGAAGAUUACACCAAAUGUGACCUGACUGUCUAUGCAAUCGACCCCCAAACCAACAGAGCCAUCGACAGAAAUGAGCUUUUUAAAUUUUUGGAUGGCAAACUGCUUGAUAUCAAUAAAGACUUUCAGCCGUAUUACGGCGAAGGAGGACGUAUUCUGGAGAUCCGGACCCCGGAGGCAGUGACCAGCAUUAAAAAGCGAGGAGAGAGCCUAGGCUAUACAGAGGGGGCCCUGCUUGCACUCGCCUUCAUCAUCAUCCUCUGCUGUAUCCCUGCCAUCUUGGUAGUUCUGGUCAGCUACAGGCAGUUUAAAGUACGCCAAGCCGAGUGCACCAAGACAGCGCGAAUCCAGUCGGCAUUACCCGCAGCCAAGCCUGCCGCACCUGCGCCCGCACCUGUGGCCGCGCCCCCGCCGCCCCCGCCGCCCCCCGGGGCGCACCUGUAUGAGGAGCUGGGAGACAGCACCAUUUGGAAUUUUUGUUGGCAGCUGGUCAUAUGCAUUGGAAGUUGUGCUAUUUGGCGGACUCUGACAAGGAGAGGGUAUGCAUCAGAGCAACAGCAACUGCUGAGGCCUUCUCUUCUUAAACCAGAGGAGUUAUCCAUGGAGUCUGGAAUUGAUCCUGGCCAGGAAUUUGGACAAGAUUAUUACAGUUAUGAGCAUGGGUAUGAGAUGCCUCAGUAUGGAAGCCGUCGCCAUCUCUUACCGCCAGCUGGACCAGAGGAGUAUGGUGAGGUGGUUGGUGAAGCCGAGGAAGAAUAUGAGGAGGAAGAGUGGGCCAGGAGACAGAUGAUCAAGCUGGUCGUGGACCCCGAGUAUGAGGCCAGCUCCACUGGAGAAGACAGCGCCCCAGAGUGUCAGAGGAACCGUGUGCACCCUCGCGGCCCGCACAGCAACAUCAAUGGCAACAUCUAUAUCGCACAGAACGGUUCCGUGCUGCGAACCCGCCGGGCCUGCCUCGCUGAUACCUUAAAAGCCACUUCCCCCGUGCGCCUGGGGAGGCACUUUAAGAAACUCGACAAGUUGGCAGUGACACAGGAGGAGAAUGUCCCCCUGAACACGUUGUCCAAGGGCCCGUUUUCCACUGAGAAGAUGAACACAAGGCCCACUCUUGUCACGUUCGCCCCUUGCCCCGUGGGGACCGACAGCUCAGCAGGGAGGCCGCUGGGCCCCAGGCUGAAAAGCACAGUUGAACAGGAGGCCGACAGUAAGAACGUCAGGGACCCUCUGGAAGUCCACAGCGACCACACGCACUCAGACGACGAGGAGCUCUGGAUGGGCCCCUGGAACAGCCUGCAUAUACCAAUGACAAAACUGUGACUGGGGUUUUCUAAGAAGUUACUUUGAUUUUUACUUCAGUUUUUAAUAAACUGCGCUUUUUAUUGCCGCUGACAAAACGACGUAUGGGAUUUAUAUCAUGCACACAAGCGAAGACUUUGGAAAAUAUGCUUUAAACUUUAAAAAAAAAGACAAAUUUGCACUCACAUUUGUAUCGGUGAAUUGUUCUUCCGGGAAAAUCUUUUUUGGACAGACUCUCAAUUCAGUAAAUAACAUCUCACUUAAAUGCAUCACUUAGCUGUUUUGUUGGGUCUUGAAUUUUUUUUUUCAUUAUAAUAAACAAGAAAUAAUUUACUAAGUCAUCAUUUAUAUUUUGUUGAUUAACAUAGAUGACUCUUCAU
Panthera uncia (snow leopard) is the source of this 5480-nucleotide messenger RNA. It is a transcript of the gene PCDH15, whose product is annotated as protocadherin related 15. The record is from RefSeq and is a predicted model, not a curated record. Gene Ontology annotation, molecular function: calcium ion binding. The coding region runs from base 55 to 5121 and encodes 1688 amino acids. Gene Ontology annotation, cellular component: plasma membrane; stereocilium. Lineage: Eukaryota; Metazoa; Chordata; Mammalia; Carnivora; Felidae. The transcript has 36 exons. Gene Ontology annotation, biological process: sensory perception of sound; homophilic cell-cell adhesion; inner ear development.